GGACACGUUUACAGACGCGUCAAGUUUAGCGCUUCCGGUUCACUGUUGGCAUCUGCCAAACGGGGAAAACAAGUUUAGUUUUCCAGCAUCCAUCUCUCUUAGGAUAUGUCUCAUGCAUUAAGGACCCUUGCCACUGGAGUUUUUAGCGUGCAGAGAUCUGUGAGCGCCCAGACACUCCUGCGUCCUGUGAAGAUCCGACGACAACAGAGGAGUCGGAGUGAUGGAGUGAAGGGCAGUGAGAGUCAGGCAUUUGAUGUGUCCCUCCUCGAGUUUCUUGUUUGUCCACUGUCCAAAAAACCCUUGAGGUAUGACGAAAGGAACAAUGAAUUAAUAAACGAAGAGCUUGGCAUCGCAUAUCCUAUCAUUGAUGGUAUUCCUAACAUGAUCCCACAGGAUGCACGAAUGAUCCAAACGGCCAAAACAGCUGAAAAACCCACUGAAUCUUGAGUUUAGAAAGCAAAUAGUUUUCUGCCACAAUGUUUUUCUCCCUGUCUACUGUAACUGUUCUUGUGCCGCUGAUCUCUUUGACUGGACUGUUUUACUCAGCGACAGUGGAUGACAAUUUCCCACAAGGCUGCACGAGUGCAAGCAGCGUGUGUUUCUACAGCCUUCUGCUGCCAGUAACUAUUCCCGUUUAUGUGUUCUUUCACCUUUGGAAGUGGAUGGGAAUCAAAUUAUUUAGACACAAUUAGACUGUAGCUUCCUUUUUUUUUUCCCACACAACAUGAGACUAUUUUAAUGUUAUGCAUUUUUGUGAACAAUGUUUGCUUGUAAACAAUAGACAUGGAAGAUUCAUAUACAGGAACAUUUAACUGGAUGUUAACAUCAAAGCGAACAAUGUAAUUAUACAGAAUAAAACUGCAAAUGCCUAA
This is a messenger RNA of Pimephales promelas (fathead minnow), 872 nucleotides long. It is a transcript of the gene pyurf, whose product is annotated as PIGY upstream open reading frame. The record is from RefSeq and is a predicted model, not a curated record. Lineage: Eukaryota; Metazoa; Chordata; Actinopteri; Cypriniformes; Leuciscidae.